Molecule: messenger RNA, 2248 nt
Organism: Mercurialis annua (annual mercury)
Lineage: Eukaryota; Viridiplantae; Streptophyta; Magnoliopsida; Malpighiales; Euphorbiaceae
Exons: 4
Coding region: 423-1928 (501 amino acids)
Biological process (GO): transmembrane transport
Cellular component (GO): membrane
Molecular function (GO): transmembrane transporter activity
Source: RefSeq, a predicted model, not a curated record
CUACAUCAUAUUCUUAUUUGCUGAUCCUAAAUUCCCUGAGAACAAUUUCUGAGAAAUUAAGAAUCCAAAAUCACAACAUGCCCAUCAUUUAAUUUCAAGAAAGAUCUUAACUUGGCGCCAAAUACCUCUAAAUUUUUAAUCUUUUUCCAAACCCCAUUAAUUUCUUGUUAAUUUCCCCACAACUUAAAUUAAAAAAGUAACCAGCUUUGGCAUUAUUGUAUGGAAAUACUCUCUGAUAAUUUUUUAUUAUUAGCUUUUGGAUUAAUCCCCUGAUGAGUCCUUGUAUUCUUUAUUAUUAUAAGUUGAAUAAGUUAAGUUGUAGUUAUUGUAGGUUGAGAUCCACCAUAGAUGCUACUGCUAUGAAUUUAUUGCAAUUAUUCCAAAGAUCAAGGAGUUUACUUUUUAGUUAAGUUUGUUGAUUAAUGGGCCUUAAUCGAAUCAGAUUAUUUGGUGAUUCUCAAUCUCAUAGCUACAACAACAACAAAUCUCUGCUUCCCAGAAAUCUUCAAGCCAUGAAAACAAGAAAGAUUUUUGGGGUGUCUCUUUCUCUCAUUCUUAUAAACUUGGCUGCUAUAAUGGAGCGUGCUGACGAAAAUCUUCUUCCUGCUGUGUACAAAGAAGUUAGUGAAGCUUUUAAUGCCGGUCCAUCUGAUUUAGGGUACCUUACUUUCAUAAGGAAUUUCGUGCAAGGACUAGCAUCACCCCUUGCAGGUGUAUUAGUUAUAAACUAUGACCGUCCUAAAGUUCUAGCAAUGGGUACAUUCUGCUGGGCCUUAUCAACUGCUGCAGUAGGUGCAAGCCAGCAAUUUUUACAAGUUGCUUUCUGGAGAGCAGUAAAUGGGUUUGGACUAGCAAUAGUGAUACCAGCGUUGCAGUCUUUUAUCGCCGAUAGUUAUACGGAAGGCGUGAGAGGCACUGGAUUUGGAAUGGUGAACCUUAUUGGUAACUUAGGUGGCAUAGGUGGUGGUGUGCUGGCAACUAUUAUGGCUGGUCAGCAAUAUUGGGGCAUUCCGGGAUGGCGUUUCACCUUCGUACUGAUGGCAACACUGAGUUCAGUUAUUGGAUUUCUUGUGUUAUUUUUUGUUGUUGAUCCAAGGAAAACAACUAGCAUCCAGCGAGACACCCGUGAAAGUGUCGAAAGGGAUGUGCUGAUAGAAAAGAACAAUUCUAGCGUAUCAUCCGUUUGGACCGAGUCCUGGAUAGCCAUGCAGGCUGUUAUGAAAGUGAAAACUUUUCAGAUAAUUGUUCUGCAAGGGAUUGUUGGUUCUCUACCAUGGACUGCCAUGGUGUUCUUCGCUAUGUGGUUUCAGCUAAUCGGUUUUGAUCACAAUAGCACAGCUUUCCUCCUAAGUCUUUUCGCUAUUGGAUGUGCAUUGGGUUCCCUCAUUGGCGGAAUGAUAGCAGAUCGAAUGUCACGUAAAUAUCCUUACGCUGGGCGUGUCAUGUGUGCACAGUUCAGUGCUAUGAUGGGAAUUCCAUUCUCAUGGUUUCUGCUCAAAGAAAUACCACUAUCAGUAAGCAGCUAUCACAUUUUCGCCGUUACUAUAUUUAUGAUGGGCCUAACUAUCAGCUGGAAUGGAACUGCUGUCAAUGCGCCAAUUUUCGCUGAGGUGGUACCCGUAAGACACCGAACCAUGAUUUAUGCGUUUGAUCGUGCUUUUGAAGGAUCACUGUCUGCAUUUGCUGCUCCGCUGGUUGGAAUUCUUUCUGAAAAUAUAUUUGGUUAUGAUUCAAAGUCUAUCGAUCCUAUUAACGGUUCUGUGCAGCAAGCUACUGCACUGUCAAAGGGACUUCUUUCAAUGAUGGCAGUUCCGUUUGGAUUGUGCUGUUUGUUUUAUUCUCCACUGUAUAAAUAUUUUAAACAGGAUCGUGAGAAUGCUCGGAUGGCAAGUGCAAAAGAGGUAGAGAUGAUGCGAGGAGAUUUUUAGAUGAUCGUAAAUACAACUAACACACUGCGUUUUUCAUAGUUUUGUUGACAAUUGAUGCUUCAUUCCUUCUUCGCAACUGAAGCAUAUACCUAUAGCCUAUGAUGCACAGAAAAUUGUCAAUUUUCAUAUUUAGGCGUUUCGUUUUCAUUUCUGAAAUGCUAACUUUGGAGAGCUUCAACGAGGACAGUUUAAUUUGGUUCAUGUUGCUUCUUCUCAUUGUAUAAGAUUUUAAAGCAGGAGCAUGAAAAAUGUUGGAAGAACGAAAAAUGUGCACAUUUAUGUACUACUAAAUUUAUCAUAGAUAAUGUUUUUGUUGAGAA